Sclerotinia trifoliorum is the source of this 2133-nucleotide messenger RNA. Lineage: Eukaryota; Fungi; Ascomycota; Leotiomycetes; Helotiales; Sclerotiniaceae. The record is from the annotation of a GenBank genome assembly.
GAGUAAUUGGUACUCAGAAACCUACCUCGCCGCUUCCUAAGGGUGUGUAUCAUCCUCACUUCCAUGCACUUUUACUUCCUCAUUCUACCCCGGAAAAGAUUUCUUGAUAGGCGAUUUCUAACUUGCUAAUCAUGCAGACCCGCCUGUUGCUGCAAGAGCACCUUUGAGAAUACGCGAAUCAUUCACGAGGGACUUUAGCUUUCCUGGAACUCCAGACCCAGAAGAUAUUGUCGACAGCGACCAUUUACUGGGCACCCUUCUCGAGAAAACUCUCCGCGAACAAUCCGACGCUCUUUGCCCAAGCCCAACGAGUAGCAGGAAGACCUCUACUCAUACCAAUUCACCAAAGAGCAUCCGUCAAGUAUCUGCCGCCAAGCCAAUUGUUACUACUGGUGCUUUUGGAAUCAGAAACUAUACGGCCCCACCGGAAAUACCUUCUUCUUCACCUACGCUCUCAUACACACCAACCCGGGGCCCCAAGUUGGGUAUUAUGACAACAGUACCACAUUCAAGAGUUACGAGUUUGCGAACACCCAAUAACACCGAGUUAGAGGGUCGUGAUUAUUUCAAUUUUAAAAUCUAUGAGGAGAAUAGCGGUUUCACUCCCGAGGCACUAAAAGAGACCCAGUUCGCACUAAACUCUAAGAUUUACCGAAUCCCAUCAUCCCCUACAAUCGCCAAGCGCACUUUCCGAACUAAGCCAUCUAAGCCACAACGUGGUGAACUGUACUUCUUCGAACACGAGCGACAAAAGAUUGAACAACUCGUUGCGCAGAGUAAAAACAGAAAUUGUACGAAUCAUCAAAAUUGUACCGAUUGUAUCGAAAAGGAAUACGCAUACUACGAGAACAAAAUCAUGUCUACUUCAAUGCCACCAGAGCGUCGCCAACAGAUCAUGAAGGCUAAUCGAUCUAUUCGCAACAUCAAGAACGUAAGGUAAACUCUUCAUCCUGGGGUCUAAUCUAUGCUGAUAAUUCGCAGGAACUUGAAAAUCUUCUCGAAGAUGAACUCAUUACUUACGAGGUGUAUGAGCUUAUGAUCAGUAGACUUCCCUCCGAAACUAGCUUGAACGCGACAUCCUCACCCGCUCCUCGUGCCAAUGCUGUCUCCCCAGCUCCAGUUGUUCCAGUUGCCGCAUUCUCACAAUUGAACGUCAAUAGCGACAACCCCCCACCAUCAUAUCAGUCAACUCCAAACCUUCCUCCUCGUGGACCAACUCAACCACCUGCUCGACCAGAAAUCGGACGUGCGACCGCUCUUUACCGUUACACUGAACCCGAAGACUGCAACUUCGAUGUUGGAGACAUCGUUAUUAUUUAUGAAUAUAUGAAUGACGAUUGGUGGAUGGGCAAAAAUGAAAAGACCGGAAAGGAGGGUGUAUUCCCGUCCAACUACGUUCAGAAGCAUGCCAACCAACAGCCUGCCUAUUAUGGUAACGAGAAGGCUACCUACUCUCCCUACGCUCCCCAACAACAAGGACCUCAACCACCUGGACCAAGUAACCCUUACAACAGCUCUGUUCCUCCCAUGGCCGUCGCAGAACAACCUACCGAUGACAAGCUUAGCAAGGGAGGGGAGAUGGGAAAGAAAUUCGGCAAGAAAUUGGGUAACGCUGCUAUCUUUGGUGCCGGAGCAACAAUUGGUGGCAACAUCGUCAACUCGAUUUUCUAAUCUUGAAAAUUUCGCAUCCAAAACAACCAGGUUAUAAUCUCUCUUGAAUUACAUUUCCUUUGGCGUCUAUCCAACAAUUAUGAAUAUUAUUCUUUCAGGUUUUUCAUAAUUGACCACAGGAAUCACCAUUUUCGAUUUGGCGGUUUUACUUACAUACGGCGGCGAUGACCAUACAGUGCUUGGUCUUCUUGGUCUUCAUCUACUCGGAGUUCUGGCAAGGAUUGAAUCAUUUUCUGUAUUUGCGGUUUUUGCACCGUAUGUGGAUGGAUUGGGAGAUUGUAUUAGGGAUUCACAUCCAGAUCACUUUGCGAUUUAUAUCUCGGGAUACUUGAUCAUUACUGGAUAUUAAAUAAUAUGAAGCUUUCUUAUUACUGAAAAAUAGACUCUUCCAUAUGCAAUGACAUGCUCAUCUUCAUACGUUCUCUUGAAUAGCAAUUGAGCCACGUCACGUGUAGAUAGUAG